AUAUUGUGGAUAGAACUGCUUUUCUCACAACAACAGCUUAAAAUAAUUAAAUAGUUUAUAUUAAAAUUCUUUGCAUUUUAUCCAGUGUAAGUGACUAGUGAAGGUAUAUUAUUGUUUGGUAAUAUAGGAUAGGACAAAGUGCCUCAACAACUGACAUAACCCCACCAACCAAAGUCAACAUCCCAAAUUUAGUACAGUAAUUUUAUCUAGCUAACUUAUGUUCUUUUGAGUGAUUUGAAGAACAAAAAAUACAUAAUAUCGCGUCAUUCAUAUAGGUCGCCUUCAAAAGUAACUCUGACUGCAUAGAACAAUACAGCACUAUGGAAAAACCUGAAAUAAGUGAAAUUGUGCCUUUCAAAGUCGUUGAUUGCACCCGAGAGAAACGGUUUGGCGUAGUGGCAACGUCUCUGCAGGACUUUGUAAUCAGGGCAAAAGAGAAACUGGGUCUGAACGGAGAAGCCGUGAAAGUAGUUCUUGAACAAGAUGGAACCGAAGUAGAUGAAGAAGAUUACUUUUCAACGUUGGAGAGAAAUACGAGUUUGAUGCUUUUGGCUCCUAAUGAAAAAUGGGUGCCUCCGGGUCGCACACAGAGGAGUGCUGACGAGAUAGAUGGGGGCAGAGGUAUCAGCGGUUUGUUGACUCGGCUGAGGGGAGACGUGGGCCACGUUUCUCUGCUGGGUGGCUGUGAGCUGGAACUCCUCUCUGACAUGGACCCUGACAGCCUUGUAGACAUCGUCCCAGACAGUUGUAUGGUUUCACAGAGCGUUUCUGGACCAGCUUAAGGAAGCGAGCAGCCGCGCGUUGAACGACAAGCGGCAGGCACAAGAAGCCCUCGACUUGCUCAAACUGUACCACAGCGCUUCGAUCAUCACGGCGGACGUGAACAAACGCAGCCGCGUCGCCCAGUAAUCUCCCCCCACCACUGCCCUCCGCCUCGGGGACAUGCAAGGCACGUAUACGGUGAUGAUUAAAUUGGUCAUUAAAUCUGUUGGUUUUCUUACAAUUUAAAGGACAUAGAACCGUGGAGAUGGAUUGAGAUACUAUAGGUUGGAUGGAGAAGGCUCUCUUUUUAGCAUUAUGCUCGCAUGAUUUAAUCGAAAAAGUAGUUAGUCUUUGUAAUCGAGUAAUUCAAAGUUCAGUUAAAUGAUCAAAUUGUUCACAGAAUGGGUAUUUGAUUAAUUGGCAGAUAUUUACUAGUUUUUGUUUUACAUUGGCUAAGAUAUUUUGCAUGUAAUGAACCAAUGUGUGUAAUAAACAAUUAAGAUAAAUUUGAUUUUUGUUAAAUAGUACCAAAUAUGAGGCUGUAUGAUAACUAGUCAGGUCUGCUGAGAGGAAAACAAUAAAGUGGGAGAAUAUUAGUUAUUUAGAAUCGACUCUGAGUUACUAUAAAUUACAGAUUUUUAGUUGACAACCUCUCAUUUCUUUUUAAACAAUACAGUUCUUCUCCUACGGAAUUUUAUCAAGCAAAACUGUCUCUAGUAUCCAUCUGUCUCCAUCUCAAAAUCCUAACAAGACUCUAGAGUUUUGAAUCUGUACUUGUAUUAGAGUGAGUUGUAAAGUGAAUUUGCAAAAGUAUAAUCAAUUUUGUAGUAAAAUCAACCACAAGGUUGUUGAUAAGGUUCUACUGCAUAUAUGUACAUCUAUAGUCAGUAAUUUUGCCUAACUGAUUGAGACUUUAAAUCAAUUGAUUACAACUACCUUGUACUUUAAAACAGUGCAAUAAAUAAUUUAUUUUGGGUAUUGUAA
Macrosteles quadrilineatus (aster leafhopper) is the source of this 1746-nucleotide messenger RNA. RefSeq names its product cell death activator CIDE-A-like. The record is from RefSeq and is a predicted model, not a curated record. The coding region runs from base 321 to 782 and encodes 153 amino acids. Lineage: Eukaryota; Metazoa; Arthropoda; Insecta; Hemiptera; Cicadellidae. The transcript has 5 exons. Gene Ontology annotation, biological process: apoptotic process; regulation of apoptotic process.